Molecule: messenger RNA, 1401 nt
Organism: Cricetulus griseus (Chinese hamster)
Lineage: Eukaryota; Metazoa; Chordata; Mammalia; Rodentia; Cricetidae
Source: RefSeq, a predicted model, not a curated record
AUGGCACCACAAGAGAAAAAGAGCACCACCCGAAAAUAUGAAGAUGUAACUCUUCUGCCCCAAGAGCAGAUGCAAAUUUUAAUUUCUGCGGGGCUUAAAGUUGAAGUCAGCAGUAAAGUACCCUGUGAAAUGUAUAUAAAAAUGAGGAAUGACCUCAUAAAGAUUGCAGCAGACCUUGAAAAAAAAGGACUGGAAGAAGAAGCUUUUGUGGAGUACCACAAAUUUUUAACACUCUUUGUGGAGAAACUCAGAAAAGGCCCAGAAUAUCAAAACUCCCUUUCCAAGGGAACAAGAUCCAAAAUCAACAAGACAAUAAAUAGGGUCUUUGAAAAAGCUGAGAUCCUGAAGAGCAAACUCCUGGAGCAGUACAGCAAGGAGUUUGCAGAAUACCUUGCAGAUAAGAAAAAAAGAGAAGAGGAAGAGGCAGAAAAAAAGGUCUUCUGGCAAGAUGUAAGAAACACGAUAAAAAACUCCCCAAAUUUUGCCAAAUGGAGCGCUCUUCUGGAUAGGCUGGUGGAUGGCAUUGGUCAGAACUUCAAAGGCCUCCACCCUGUGGUCCUUCCAAAGGACCUUUGCGAUCAGUUUCUCCAUUCUGCACGGAAGAACACCAAGAAAGGCAUAGAGACAUGCGGUGUAUUAUGUGGUGCCCUGGUAAAGGAAGCAGACCAUGUUACCCAUGUCAUCAUUCCUGUCCAGAAAGGAGGGCCUGAUUACUGUUAUGCCCAGAAGGAGGAGGAGCUAUUUUUUAAGCAAGAAUAACUAGGCCUUCUCACCUUAGGUUGGGUUCAUACCCAUCCAACCCAAACAGCCUUCUUGUUGAGUGUGGAUAUACACACACAUUUUUGCUACCAGAAGAUGCUGCCAGAGUCAAUUGCAGUGGUGUGCUCACCCAAAUAUAAACAAACUGGAAUUUUCACAUUGACAUCCUAUGGGUUAAAAGAAAUUUCAUGUUGCCCCAAGAGGGGCUUCCAUCCCCAUAAACAGGACUCAGCUCUCUUCUGCGCUCUUCAGCAGCUUUCGGCCACCGGGACCAAGAAUCAAAAUCGGCACAGUCCACACACAGACUCGCUCCAGGACAUCAAUGCACGGUGGUCAGAAUUCCGCUUUGGCGCCUCGCGUGACGUCAUGGAGCCGCGCCGGCACCUGGCGGACAUGCGCCUUGGGUUUGGCUCCACGGCCGAGGGAGGGGGGCGAGCUAGGCGACCGCGCCUGUUGCGGGCGGAGCCUGUUUUUCGAGGUCUCUUCAGUAGGUUUCGCCCCCUGGCGGCCAAAGUUGGGUUUCCGGUCAGGAUACAGGAAUACAGGGGGGAGCUGUCCUGGAGAGGACACCAGGGAGACUGGGACCAGGGAGGCCCGAAUGCGCCUGAUAUAGCAGAGGCAAUGGCUGCAGUGAGGGUUUAG